This is a messenger RNA of Aureobasidium subglaciale EXF-2481, 972 nucleotides long. RefSeq names its product glycoside hydrolase family 43 protein. Gene Ontology annotation, molecular function: hydrolase activity, hydrolyzing O-glycosyl compounds. The transcript is spliced from 4 exons. Bases 1 to 972 code for a protein of 323 amino acids. Lineage: Eukaryota; Fungi; Ascomycota; Dothideomycetes; Dothideales; Saccotheciaceae. Gene Ontology annotation, biological process: carbohydrate metabolic process. The record is from RefSeq and is a predicted model, not a curated record.
AUGAAGUUCGCUUCAGCUGUUCUUCUGGCACUCAGUGCUGUAACUACUGCACUUGCCGCUUCGUUUACCAAUCCGUUGAGAGCAAAAGAUGGCUCAGAUCCAUUCAUCGUUUACUCUGGAGAUGGCUACUACUAUCUCUUGACCACUGAGUGGACCAACAUUCAAGUCACAAGGUCGAAGACACUUGGUGGACUCAAGACUGGAGAGACCAAAGUCGUGUGGCAAGACAGCACUGCGUCGCGUUGCUGUAAUGUAUGGGCUCCUGAAGUUCAUUGGAUCAACAACGCGUGGUAUAUAUACUACAGUGCCUCGAACAAGGAUGACCUUGGUACCCAACGCAUCCACGUCCUCAAAGGUGGAUCUGCUAUCUUUGGUACCUACACCUACGCUGGUCAGCUCUUCAACGAAUGGAGUAUCGAUGGCACCGUUCUUCGCUUCUCCGACAAAAACUAUUUUGUGUAUUCCUGCCAACGAACCAACCUCCAAUCUCUCUGUAUCGCUCCCAUGAACUCACCAACUUCCGUCGGGACCGCCAAAACGUUGUCACAACCUACUUUUGCUUGGGAGAAGAUUGGCGAAUUUCCUGUCAACGAAGGGCCUGCUGCGCUCUACCACGGUGGAAAGACAUUCUUGACAUACUCGGCAAGCUACUGCUGGACAAGCUCUUACCAACUCGGUCUUUUGACCUACAAGGGUAGUGGUGACCCUACUUCUUCUGCUAGCUGGACCAAGAGCGGUCCUGUCUUUAGUUCUGCCAAUGGUAACUAUGGCACUGGCCACAACGGCUUCUUCAACAGCCCCGAUGGUAAGGAGGUCUGGAAUGUUUAUCACGCUACUGCAAACUCCGCCGGGGCUUGCGAUGGUAAUCGUUACACUGAAGCACAAAGAGUGGACUGGAACUCUGACGGUAGUCCCAACUUCGGCAAGGCAGUGAAGCUUGGUACAUCACUCAACGGACCUUCUGGUGAGUAG